GAUCGAGCGAAUAAUUUAACUGCUGAGUCAAUAUCGACGAAGUUAAAUUCUAUUGUGAAAAUUCUAAAACCGAAAAAAAAACAACAGCAAUAAUGUCUUACGCUAAACUCGUGAACACUUGCAACGUCAGCACUUUGGCUGAACAAGCCAUCAACAAACCGAAUUACACACCAGGCAAGGCGCUGAAGACGGUUUUCAAGUUAUUGAAACGCGUCUUCAAAUCAACAACAGUCAGCAAAGCAGACAGCAACAACAACAUACAGCAGCAAAUCACAUCCAUAAAGCCGCAAGCAAUAACUGAGCUGCCGAAAGCAAUAACCACUGAAGUCGAAGCAUCCAAAUUCAACGCUAGCAUACUAACCACUUGCUCAACACUCAGCGCUGAGGAGUACGAAAAUGAACAGAACGAGUUAGCUGAGUUGGCGACAAAAAGCAAAUCGUUGGAGUAAUACGUUCAUGAACGCAGUCUAUCGUAAUUGAUAUUCAAGGAUACUAUGCAUAAAGUGUCCUACUGGCAAGCCGCUGGUGCCUUCUAGGACUUGGUACGUCCUUAAACCACACCGCUUACAUUUCAAUAAGAAAAAGAGCUUUAAUAGUUUAUAUGUAAGUGUGUGAUGCAGUCGAACUGCCAAAUUGCUCCAUCGUCGACGCUAUGCCGCCACUAAUUAGUCAGCGUGUGUGCUGCUCCAUCGCAUCUCGGGCGUAAGACCCCGUGGACUGGCAUUUUUGAAAUUGUCGACGAUGUGAAACGGCUUUAAUUUUUACAUAUUUAGUUUAAGAAUCAUUUGUCUUCCAAAUAGUUUUUAAGUACAAUUUUUUAUAUA
Messenger RNA from Bactrocera latifrons, 824 nucleotides. RefSeq lists its product as uncharacterized. NCBI's taxonomy places the organism in Eukaryota, Metazoa, Arthropoda, Insecta, Diptera, Tephritidae. The transcript has a single exon. The record is from RefSeq and is a predicted model, not a curated record. The coding region runs from base 93 to 449 and encodes 118 amino acids.